AUGGGGGAGGGAUACAACAAUCCCCGUGAGAACCUGAUUGGCCUCAGCAGGGCCCGUCGCCCGCACAACGCUAUCUUUGUGAACUUUGAUGAUGAAGAAAUCCCAGCAAAACCUUUGGAUGCUGCUGUACAGACCUGGAAGAAAGUGUGCACCAAUCCUGUGGAUAAAAAGGUGGAGGAAGAGCUGAGAAAGGUAUUUGAAGUCCGUCCUGUCUGGUCUCGGAAUGCAGUAAAAGCCAAUAUCAGUGUCCACCCAGACAAGCUGAAACUUCUGUUGCCGUACUUGGCCUAUUACAUGGUAAGUCUGUACAUCUGCGCUCCUGCCUGUCUGAGGCUGCCAGGAGGUUAUGCCCCCAAUGAUAUGCCUGUGAAAGCAAAACGCAGCAUGUAUAACUACAGUCUGCCCAUCACUGUCAAGAAGCAAGAAGAUGAGGAUGAUAAAGAGGAGGAGGAAGAGGACUUCAAGCCUUCUGAUGGGAGUGAAACGUGA
Athene cunicularia (burrowing owl) is the source of this 489-nucleotide messenger RNA. Its product is annotated as general transcription factor 3C polypeptide 5-like. Lineage: Eukaryota; Metazoa; Chordata; Aves; Strigiformes; Strigidae. Gene Ontology annotation, biological process: transcription initiation at RNA polymerase III promoter. The record is from RefSeq and is a predicted model, not a curated record. Gene Ontology annotation, cellular component: transcription factor TFIIIC complex.